Messenger RNA from Entamoeba histolytica HM-1:IMSS, 630 nucleotides. RefSeq lists its product as uncharacterized. The record is from RefSeq and is a predicted model, not a curated record. The transcript has 2 exons. NCBI's taxonomy places the organism in Eukaryota, Evosea, Mastigamoebida, Endamoebidae. Bases 1 to 630 code for a protein of 209 amino acids.
AUGAUCCAUCCAUUAUUACAACGUCAAGAAAAUAUAAUUCCUGAACGUCAUUAUGAUUCAGAAGAUUAUAUAUUUGGAGUUGAAAUAUCACCUAUUAAAGGAAUAUUUCAACCUAAAUUAGAAGGUGAAAAGAAAGAAUUAUUACUUUCAUUACCAAUUGAAUAUUUUCAAAGUAUUGUUAAUGAAAAACAUCUUGAAAAAAAACAAUACUUUUUUGAUAAUUAUCCAUGUUUUAUUUCAUGUUAUAAUUCUCUUUGUUUAUUUUCUGGUUCAUCAAUUCCUAUUGAACAUACUACUUCUUUAGUUAAUAUUUUAUAUUCAGUAUUUCAAUUUAAUAAAGUAAUUACUAUUGAUACUGUUGAUACAAUAAAAACUAUUUCUCAAUUAUCAACUUCAUUUGUAGAAAUUAAAUCUAAUUUUCCUGAAUUACUUCCACCUUAUACAUUACCUAAAUCAAGUGCAGCUUUAUUUACUUUUUGUGAAUUUAAUCACCUGUCUUGUAUUUCUUUAAUUCUAGAACAAGAAAAACAACAAGUUAAUCAAUUAUUAUCAUUUCUAGAAUUAUCAACUCCAUUAAAGGAUAUUUCACUUCCAUCAGUGUCUUAUUCUUUUUCAACCCUUUAUGCUUAA